AUGGCUUCUACACUUGAUAUGCAACUCAAGUUGAGAGUUCAAGAAAAAAUGCUCAACAAGGAAGCUGCUCGCGAAGAGAAAAACGCCGAAAAGGAAAAGAGAAAAGCAAAGGCUGAAUUGCAAAAGGGAAACCGUGAAUUCGCCAAAAUUUAUGCAAACAAUGCUAUCAGAUCUCAACAACAAGCACUUCUUUUACAGCAAAACGCUGCAAAGAUCUCAUCUAUGGUUCUUGAUUUAAAGAUGGCAGAAGUUCAAGCGAAAAUGGCUAAAAGCUUAGAUGCUGUUGUCAAAGAGUUAGAAAAAUCUGUUGGACAGAUGGAUAUGCAAAAAAUCGCCGCUGCUGCAGUCAAAUACGAUAAGAUUCGUGGCCGCGUUUCAGAAACAGCUCAAAUCAUUUCAACACCAGAAGGUGAUGUUGAAGCAGAAAGUAAUGAUCUUCUUAAUAUCCUCGAAGACGAAAUUGCUGAAGAAUAUAACAUCCCAGAGAUUCCAUCAGCCGAGAAAGAAGAAGAGAGGCAGACUGAACUUCAGCCAUCAGCUGCAUAA
Trichomonas vaginalis G3 is the source of this 546-nucleotide messenger RNA. RefSeq names its product vacuolar transport. Bases 1 to 546 code for a protein of 181 amino acids. NCBI's taxonomy places the organism in Eukaryota, Parabasalia, Trichomonadida, Trichomonadidae. Gene Ontology annotation, biological process: protein transport; late endosome to vacuole transport; endosome transport via multivesicular body sorting pathway. The transcript has a single exon. Gene Ontology annotation, cellular component: ESCRT III complex; multivesicular body. The record is from RefSeq and is a predicted model, not a curated record.